GCGGUCCAGCCUGAGACUGCACGAUGGCACCAGACCCCUGGUUCUCCGCAUAUGAUUCUACUUGUCAAAUUGCCCAACAGAUUGCUGAGAAAAUUCAACAACGAAAUCAGUAUGAAAGAAAUGGUGAAAAUACAACCAAGCUUACGGUGACAAUCAGAGCUUUGUUGCAGAAUCUGAAGGAAAAGAUCGCCCUUUUGAAGGACUUAUUGCUAAGAGCUGUGUCAACACAUCAGAUAACCCAGCUUGAAGGGGAUCGGAGACAGAACCUAUUGGAUGAUCUUGUAACUCGAGAGAGACUACUUCUGGCAUCCUUUAAGAAUGAGGGUGCAGAACCAGACCUAAUCAGGUCCAGCCUGAUGACUGGAGGGGCUAAGCGAGGAGCGCCCAACCCUUGGCUCCUUGAGGAGCCAGAGGAGACGAGAGGCUUAGGUUUUGAUGAAAUCCGGCAACAGCAGCAGAGAAUUAUCCAAGAACAGGAUGCAGGUCUUGAUGCCCUUUCCUCCAUCAUAAGUCGCCAAAAACAAAUGGGGCAGGAAAUUGGGAAUGAGUUGGAUGAACAAAAUGAGAUCAUUGACGAUCUCGCCAAUCUGGUGGAGAACACUGAUGAGAAACUUCGCACUGAGACGAGGCGUGUGAAUAUGGUGGACAGAAAGUCAAUGUCUUGUGGGAUGAUAAUGGUGAUUGUAUUGCUGCUCGUGGCGAUUGUGGUUGUUGCAGUCUGGCCCACCAAAUAAUGGCAAUAAAAGGACCACCAGCAGUGACACCUGCCAAUGUUGAAUAAAGGCCCGGCACCCUCUUGGUACACGAAACCUGCCCUCAAUAAACACCCCCAGUGCUCUGAA
Molecule: messenger RNA, 842 nt
Organism: Orycteropus afer afer
Lineage: Eukaryota; Metazoa; Chordata; Mammalia; Tubulidentata; Orycteropodidae
Source: RefSeq, a predicted model, not a curated record